UGACUAGCCCAGCUCUAAUAGUGUCACCACCUCUACAAAACAAAUUCCAAGGUGUAAUUGUUUAUACCGAAAUGUCCAACCAGGAGACCCAGGUUUCCAGCCUGCCGAUGCCGCCGGAGCGGUACAUCGCCAACUACACAGAGGAGAACAUCCGGCGCAACCGAGCGCCCCGCCCACCGCCGCCGCCCUCGCAGCACGAAGUGUACAGCAUGUUUGGUAUCCAGUACAACAACGAUGAGAUGAUCCGGAGUCUCGAGUCCCAGAACAUUAAGCGCCUAAUCCCCAUCCACUUCGACCGGCGCAAGGAGCUCAAGAAGCUCAACCACUCGCUGCUGGUCAACUUCUUGGACCUCAUCGACUUCCUUAUCCUGAAUCCUGACAGUCCGCGACGCACUGAGAAGAUAGACGAUCUGAGUCUGCUAUUCGUUAAUAUGCAUCACCUGCUGAACGAGUUUAGACCUCAUCAGGCAAGGGAAACACUACGCGUCAUGAUGGAAAUGCAGAAGCGGCAGCGCGUGGAGACCGCCACCCGUUUCCAAAAGCACUUGGAGCGAGUGCGGGAGAUCGUGAACACUGCCUUCUCAGCGCUUCCGGUUUUGGGGGAUGAUGACGAGAGUGGUGGGGCAAAGAUUAAGACGGAGGUGGAUCCCUUGGAGGCAAACGCAGCGGCAAAGAAUGACCCCAGUUACCAGCACGAUCGUAUGCUGUGCAAACUCGUGGACGCCAUCGAAUGAGCAGGCAGAAGGCUGGACUUUGGUGACACUAGAGAUUGUGUCAAUCAUUGUGAACGGUUUGGAAAAACGAGCUCCUCAUAUUUAUAACUGCUUUUAGUGUAAGAAAUAAAAACCCCAAUUGUGUGAUGUGCAUCUUCCA
This is a messenger RNA of Drosophila elegans, 873 nucleotides long. It is a transcript of the gene MED7, whose product is annotated as mediator of RNA polymerase II transcription subunit 7. The transcript has 2 exons. Gene Ontology annotation, cellular component: mediator complex; core mediator complex. The coding region runs from base 72 to 734 and encodes 220 amino acids. Gene Ontology annotation, molecular function: transcription coregulator activity. NCBI's taxonomy places the organism in Eukaryota, Metazoa, Arthropoda, Insecta, Diptera, Drosophilidae. The record is from RefSeq and is a predicted model, not a curated record. Gene Ontology annotation, biological process: regulation of transcription by RNA polymerase II.